Molecule: messenger RNA, 2139 nt
Organism: Fraxinus pennsylvanica
Lineage: Eukaryota; Viridiplantae; Streptophyta; Magnoliopsida; Lamiales; Oleaceae
Source: the annotation of a GenBank genome assembly
AUGAACGGAAACCCCAGUGGCACUGCAGUACUCAAGAAAGAGCGGGUUCAAGAAUUGCCAUUAAAGGAAACAUCUCGUGAUGAAAAUAUUCAAUUGUAUCCAAUGCCGGAGUCUACACUCUGCACUUUCUGCAUGAGUGAGAAUAGUUGCAGGACGGUUCGAUCAAGGACAAAACUGAUGAACAUUCUCUUAGAAAGAGGGAAGCCUCAGGAAGCCCAAUCUCUUUUUAAUAAUUUGAUUGAAGCAGGACAUAAGCCAUCUCUGGUAACAUACACAACUCUUUUAGCGUCUUUGACAGUUCAGAAACGCUUUGACUACAUUCAUUCAAUCAUUCGUCAAGUGCAAGAGAGUGGGAUGGAGCCCGAUUCAGUUUUCUUCAAUGCUGUUGUAAAUGCAUUUUCUGAAUCUGAGAACAUGGAGGAAGCCAUGAAAACUUUAUUGAAGAUGAAGGAGCACGGGAUGAAACCGACUACUAGCACUUUCAAUACAUUAAUAAAAGGAUAUGGAAUUGCUGGAAAGCCCGAAGAAUCUUUAAGAGUAAUUGAACUGAUGUCCAAGGAAGAGAAUGUAGAACCCAAUUUAAGAACGUAUAAUGUACUUGUCAGGGCAUGGUGUAACAAAAAGAAUAUUAAUGAGGCUUGGAAUAUGGUUUAUAAGAUGGUAGCUGCGGGUAUACAACCCGAUGCUAUUACAUACAACACAAUAGCAACAGCUUAUACUCAAAAUGGGCAAAUGGAAAAGGCUGAAGAAAUGAUACUAGAGAUGCAGAAUAAUAAUGUGCAGCCUAAUGAAAGAACAUGGAGCAUUAUCAUCUCCGGAUACUGCAAAGAAGGUAAAAUGAGGGAUGCCUUGAGAUUUGCUUACAAGAUGAAGGAUCUUGGGGUGCGUCCGAAUCUUGUCGUUUUUAAUUCAUUGAUCAAAGGGUUCUUAGACAUUUCAGAUAGAGAUGGCGUUGACGAGAUAUUGACUUUGAUGGAAGAAUUUGGAGUCAAGCCAGAUGUGAUUACUUUUAGCACCAUUAUGAAUGCCUGGAGUGCAGCAGGCUAUAUGGUUAAGUGCAGAGAAAUUUUCAAUGACAUGGUAGAAGCGGGCAUAAAACCCGAUGUCCAUGCAUACAGCAUUCUCGCCAAAGGUUAUGUUCGUGCCUUAGAGCCGGGAAAGGCCGAAGAACUCCUGACUGCCAUGAUCGAAUCCGGUAUUCGCCCAAAUGUAGUGAUCUUCACCACUAUCAUAAGCGGAUGGUGCAGUGCUGGCGCACUGAACUCUGCAAUGAGGGCGUUUGAGAAAAUGUGUGAAAGCGGAGUAUCUCCAAAUUUGAAGACUUUUGAAACCUUAAUCUGGGGUUAUGCAGAAGCCAAGAAGCCAUGGAAAGCAGAAGAAACCAUCCAACUCAUGGAACGAUUCAAUGUUCGACCUGAGAAAAGUACUUUUCUGUUGGUUGCAGAAUCAUGGCGUGCUGUUGGAUUAACUAAAGAAGCUAAUAGAAUAAUGAUAAGUUUUAGGAAGCAAAACACAGUGCGUCCACAAGAAAUGCUGCCAGAGAUACCAGUCGAGAGCUUAGAGAAUAAUUAUCAAAAAGAAGCAGAUAAUGUUACUUUUUCGAGAUUACAGAUUCCUAACGGGAUUGUGAGUGAUCAAAAGGGUUCGGCUGCUCCUAUGAAAAGAAGUCGAAUGGUGUUAAGGGAAGCCGAGUUCUCAUCCGAGAGCUUGUGUGCUGCUACUAAAACUAUGAACCUGACUUUUAGGCUUCGGGAACGAGCUCCGAUUGUUUGCCAGAGGCAAUUUCAGGGGCAGCUCUACAUGUCCAGUCAGAUUGCACCCUUAUAUACAGACGAUAAUGCCAUCUAUGCUCCAAUAGAAACUGCAUUUCUCGGGAGAAUUAGCCAUGAAACAAGGUUAGUCCCGGCACCUGUCAAUGCGGUCAAGAGCGAUCUGUCAUCGGUUAAUCUAAACCAAGCCUCAGUCAAUCUUGUGCAAGGGCGAAAGUCCAAUAGUUACACAAGUGGAAGGUUUGGCUACGAUGGAAGAAAUGCUAGUUACGGAGGUAGGGGCAAAUCAAGUGUGAACAAAGGCCAUGUCAAACAUCCAUCAACAAGGGGUUCGACUAGGUUUUUGCAAAGAGGCAUUGCUAUGCGAUGA